Messenger RNA from Merops nubicus (carmine bee-eater), 708 nucleotides. RefSeq names its product rap guanine nucleotide exchange factor 5-like. The transcript has 6 exons. The record is from RefSeq and is a predicted model, not a curated record. Gene Ontology annotation, biological process: intracellular signal transduction. Lineage: Eukaryota; Metazoa; Chordata; Aves; Coraciiformes; Meropidae. The annotation marks the transcript as partial.
AUGGCGUUUGAUCUUGUUUUGAGAGACACAUCUGCAGCCUUGAGUUGUAAGAAAGAACUCAGGUGUGAGAGAAGUCAAAGGUGUGUCCAUUCUGAAAGAUCCCACCCUUCUGGCAAGAUUUAUGGAGAAAGUUCUUCCUGUGCUGGGAGAGCUCUCAGGAAUAUUUUUACUCUACGAGCGUCUGACCUGAUUAAAGACAGGGUGUACCUUACUGGGGUUUGCAGGAGAAGCUGUGUUGGAUCAGAACUGGUAGACUGGCUUUUGGAGCAGUGCCCUUUUGUUAAGUGCAGAUCUACAGCAGCUGGAGUGUGGCAGCUCCUCCUGGAUAUGGGCAUAAUAUUAUCAGUGGACAGACAACUCUAUUUUCAAGACACUCAUGCUUUCUACCAGUUCUCAGCGGAUGAAUGUACCUACCUUUUCUGUGAAUUUGAGAAAGAGGAAGGAUGGAAGAAUGGAGUAAAGCUCCUACUUCAACUACUGCCAUUGUCCCCUCCCAGGAUUGACAUGUGUAAUCUGCCUGAUCAAAAGAUAGAAGACACAGCAGAAACCAAUGCUGAAAUUCUUGCUCGACUCACUUCUGCGGCAGGGGUUUUGUGCAAGCUUCAAGGAAGAGAUGACAUCGGACGGAUUGACCUGGUCCAGAAGCUGGCAAGAGAAAACUGUCAGUUUUUGCAGGCGGACAGAAAACCACUGGAGAAGGCAGAACAA